Messenger RNA from Oldenlandia corymbosa var. corymbosa, 1017 nucleotides. NCBI's taxonomy places the organism in Eukaryota, Viridiplantae, Streptophyta, Magnoliopsida, Gentianales, Rubiaceae. The record is from the annotation of a GenBank genome assembly.
AUGGUGGAAUUCGAGAAACGGCUUGCCAAGCUAGAGCUUGCUGUGGCCGACCACCAAGACCGUUGGGAUGAGCACCCUGAGGUGGUAGCGGGGGUCGUCGAAGCUCGCAUGGAGCGAUUCGCAGGGGAAUUGCAAGAGGUCAUGCAGCAAAUGAAGGACAACAUGCUAGGGACGCUCAACGAAAUGGUGGAACGUUGCAACAAGUCGAAGGAGGAAAGCCUUGCUCGUGUUGCCGCCCUCCAAGACGACGUCAACCGGCUUAUGGGGGAGCUGGAGACUUCUCGGGCAGAAUCGGCGCGUCUUAAGGCACGGCUUGACGCCGUGGCCGUGAAAGGGAUAACAGGAGCCGUAAAGCCGAUCAUCGUGCCUAGCAAUGACACGAUGGUGAUCCUCCAAGGCGAGAAGCCUUGUGUGGUAAAGUUUAGAUGGGAAAAUGAGAUUAUCCCUUCCCAGCUGAACAAGGGGCUAAAACGGGGUGAACACACCUUUGCCGCCAUGGUGUUUGAGGAGGAACCAUGCACAGAGGAGCCGGCAAAGGAGAAACGAAUCCCGCCUCCCAUAGAGCGAGUCCUUGUUGAGUUCAAGGACGUGAUGCCCGACGAUUUGCCCAAAGCCCGUGACAGAUGGGAGAAAGCGACGACGCCGGCAGCAGCAACUGUGGAAGACAGAGGAAGAAGCGCCGACGACGCCGACGACGAAACACACGCCGAACUACGAACCACGCCGAAGAACCUGUGUGGGGCGGCGAAGAGCAGCAGCAGCAAGGGCGCGAACUACGAACCGGCACGGGAGCAGAAAGGGCACGCUGAAUCGACGAACCGGCAGCAGCAAAACCAGCAGGACCAGCAGAACAACACGGCGGCAGCAGCAGGUGAACGGCGACAGCAGCAGGUGAGCUGCAGCAGCAGCAGGGGAGAAGAAGAAGAGGUCUACGACGAUGACGACGAAUCAGAAAAGCAGCAGCAGCAGCAGGAGAAGAGCAGAAGAAAGCGGCCGACGACGGCGGAUGGAGUGUGA